Uloborus diversus is the source of this 1004-nucleotide messenger RNA. RefSeq names its product apoptosis regulatory protein Siva-like. NCBI's taxonomy places the organism in Eukaryota, Metazoa, Arthropoda, Arachnida, Araneae, Uloboridae. Gene Ontology annotation, molecular function: CD27 receptor binding. The transcript has 5 exons. The coding region runs from base 140 to 538 and encodes 132 amino acids. Gene Ontology annotation, biological process: extrinsic apoptotic signaling pathway. The record is from RefSeq and is a predicted model, not a curated record.
CGCAGCAUUCGCGCGCACCCAAAACUGAUGUUUCCUGCUUCGCUCACUCGGGAGCUUUAAUAAUGUCAAGUCAUAUGAUUCUUUCAAAAAUUUCCUUUUAAGUGUCAACUUCUGUGUGAAGCAUUGCUUUUACCUCGAUAUGAUGAAACGAAAAAAUCCAUUUGAUGAAGUUCCUAUCCUCAGAAAGAUGCACAUUAGUGCGAAAGAAGUGGACCUGGGUGUCAAUGCCCAAGAAAAUAUGAAGAAAGUGUAUGACAAAACACACAACCUGUUAUUUUAUGGAGCCACAAAAAAUCAAAAUUGCAAUCCUGAGCUCAGCAGGCAUCCACUCAACAAACCUUCCCCAGAGGAACAAAAAGGUGUGGGAAAAUUGUGCUGUCAAUCAAAUAUGAAAUCCAGCUGUUCCUUUUGUGAGAAGAUAGUUUGUGUGAGGUGUGCUCGACUCUGCUAUUCCUGUAAUUUUGAAUUUUGUCAGCUGUGUUCUAUUUUGCAGUACAGUGCCCAAGAAGAAUAUGCUGUGUGUUUGUCUUGUUUAUAAAAAUAGUUGUGUACAUAUGCGUUUUAAACAUUUUUUAUUCCUUCAUUCCAAAGUGAUGCAAUAUUUAUUUUUAACUAUUUCAAAUAAUUUUAGAUUAAAUUAUGUGUAUGCUUGUCAAAUUUUAUGCCAUUUUCUUCAAUGUGUUUAGAAUAGUAGUCUUUGCAUCAGAUGUAAAUAUUUUCUUUUAGUAAGGGUAGUAAUAUAGUUUCAUGUUUUUCACUUUAACUUAUAUGUAUGUAACUUCAUAUUAAUGUAAAACUUUUCAUUUUAAACAUUAUGACAUAAUAGAUAUGAUUAUUUUGAAAACAUAAUAUAUACAACUUGUGAUUGUGAAUUCUAUUGUCAGCAAAUUGUAAAUAUGAUGAAUAAAAAAAGACUUUGAAAAUAUGUAGAAGAUUGAAGUAAACUGUAAAAAUUUAUUUAAUGUAUGUGAAAAAUAAAUCUAGUUUAGCUAGAAAAUAUGCUU